Rhagoletis pomonella (apple maggot) is the source of this 866-nucleotide messenger RNA. Its product is annotated as attacin-B-like. The transcript has 2 exons. The coding region runs from base 125 to 850 and encodes 241 amino acids. Lineage: Eukaryota; Metazoa; Arthropoda; Insecta; Diptera; Tephritidae. Gene Ontology annotation, cellular component: extracellular region. The record is from RefSeq and is a predicted model, not a curated record. Gene Ontology annotation, biological process: defense response to bacterium.
UCAGCAAAGGUAUCAGUCAACUUACAGCAUCCACUAAGCCAGCAGCUUGACAAUCGAAUCUUACUUGGACUUUGCAAAUUAUUUAAAGUUACUCCUGGUAAAAAAGAAAAAGAAAAAUAUAAACAUGAAAAUUUUCAUUUUCGCAAUCGCCGCUGUAGCUGUACUCAGCGCCUAUGUAGAGGCAUAUCCACAGCGUGCACGUGCUCAACAUUUGGUCUACUAUCCACCACCCACACGCCAACCACGUCCUAUCUUAGUGCGCGUGGCACGUGAAGUGGGUGUUGGCGGCUCGCUGGCCAGCAAUCCGCGCGGUGGCGCUGAUGCCCGCCUAGAUGUGGCAAAUGCUAUAGGCAACCCAAAUCAUAACCUAAUUGCUAGCGCCUUUGCUGCAGGAAACACUGAUCGUGGUCCAGUGACUACUGGCGGUACAGUGGCUUAUAAUAACAAUGGUUUGGGCGCCGCAAUAUCGAAGACUCACACUCCUGGCGUGCGUGACACUCUCACACAGAGCGUCAAUGCCAAUCUCUUCAAUAACGGUCAACACAGCUUGGAUGCAAAUGCUUUCAAAUCGCAGAAUACCCUGGCCAAUGGUUUCAAGUUCGAUCGCAAUGGUGCUGGUUUGGAGUACUCGCACAUCAAUGGACAUGGCGCCAGUUUGACUAAGAGCAACAUUCCCAACUUCGGCAGCCAAUUGGAAUUGGGUGGUAAAGCAAAUCUCUGGUCAUCACCGGAUCGUAAUACACGCGUCGAUUUAACGGGUGGCGCUUCGAAAUGGACCAGUGGCCCACUGAGUGGACAGCGUGACUACUUUGGUGGUGUGGGUCUUACACACAUGUUUGGUAUGGGAUAGUGUGGAGAAGUUAAUU